Molecule: messenger RNA, 1210 nt
Organism: Suillus paluster
Lineage: Eukaryota; Fungi; Basidiomycota; Agaricomycetes; Boletales; Suillaceae
Exons: 13
Coding region: 6-1055 (349 amino acids)
Source: RefSeq, a predicted model, not a curated record
CUAUUAUGUUCGUUUCUGUGCUAAAAGGGCUGGAUGGUGGUAUAUUUACCAUGACCGCCAUCGUCACGCAUCCACCAACCUCACAUGCCCACAGCUCACUCACAUCCUCUAACAGCAUGACACUAGUCUCAAAUGAUCCCAGUUGGUGGCCAACCAUUAAUGCGGCUCGCGUUUCCAGCUAUUUUAUAGUUGCGGCCUCUGCUGGGUUGAUGUAUGAUUGGGUACUCACAUUCGGACAAGAGGUUGAGCUGGUCUGGAGGCAGCGCUGGUCCCUCAUGACUUUUCUGUAUCUCAUUGUGCGCUACAUUGGAAUAUUAUAUACUAUCAUCACGGUGCUGAUAUGGGUUCCGACGACAGAUGUAGUGAGCUUUAUCAUGUACUUCGUGCAAGAUUGGAUGAGUCUCGUUAUAAAUCUAAUACUGGGGGUCGUCAUGAUCGCUCGGUUACAUGCCAUGUACCAACGAUCCAGAAAGGUGCUGAUUGUGCUCGUUGUCGUUUUGCUGGCUGUCACCAUCGCCGAUGGAGUAAUCAUCGCAAUAUCAAUGAGGGAUAUUUCAGCGGAGGAGCUCAUUCUCUUUGACACAUAUCAGUGCACCAUCGACUACAAGGGAAAUGUCCUACCUCUGGAUACCACUGUGAGUUGGAUACUCCCCACUGUAUGGGACGUCCUCGCACUGUGUCUCGCAGUCUGGAUUGCUGUAAAACACUUCCGUGAACGGCGACGACAAUCAGCAAGAGGGAUUAUCUGGAACUGUUUCACGGUGUUGAUGAAAACUCAUCUGUUUUAUUUUGCAAGCGUUCUUGCUGUGUCUUGCUUCAACCUUCUUUACAUAUCUCCAACGAUCUUAGCGGACCAAUUUUCUAUGGAAACAAAGAUUUAUCUUGGUUUUCUUGACGUUUUCCUGGUUGUGAAGAUGUUUGUGCUAGGACCACGCCUGAUCCUUGGUGUUCGAGAAUACUAUGAUAAGCUCAUGGCCGAGUCCGACGCAGCGACUCACAUGACUUCAAUGGCUUUCCAGGAGCAUGUGCAUGUGUCAACAAGCAACAAUGUGUAGGAGGAGAAACAUUCCAUAUGAUUACUAGCAUUUAAUAGGACUUGUCAGUGGGCAUUAUACAGGAAUCUAGCUGGAGAAUUUGUUUUGGUUUCGUCGCGGCGAUAGUAUAUAAGUCUUUUAGAUAUUCCAAAGUCGAUUUAGCAGAGAGUCACUGG